AUGUCUUCGAUCGCACCUACUGCUGGCGGGCAAUACCACUGGACCAGCGAAUUCGCCCCUCCCUCAAUCCAGCGAUUCAGCAGCUAUGUCUCCGGAUGGUUAUCGUCGCUCGCUUGGCUCGUCGGCGUCGCCAGUGCGAUGUUCAUUGCGGGCAAUCUCAUUCCGACAUUGAUCAGCAUGGGCAACCCCAACUUCGUUCCACAUCCAUGGCAUGGGUACUUGUUUGUCGUUGCGAUCUGCCUAUUCUGCUUCCUCGUCAAUGGCUUCCUGGCAAAGCACAUUCCGCUGCUCGAAGGCUUUGUUUUGUGUUUUACAAUCAUGGCGUUCGUAUCAAUCGUCAUUGUCUAUCUGGUUCUCAGCCCGAAGCUGAGCGGAAGUGAAGUGUUCCAGACAUUCACUCCGCAAUCAGAACUUGGCUCAGUGGGCACUUUGGAGCUGGUAUCUGCGCAAGUUCUAAUAUUCUACUCUUUCGUGGCAUCUGACUCGACGGCCCACUUAGCAGAAGAGACCCAGCAUGCCGCCAUUGUCAUUCCAAGAGCAAUGGUUUGGUCCUACGCCAUCAUUGGUCUCCUCGACUUCGUCAUGCUGCUGGUCGUCUGCUUCACCUGGGUUGCACCUGACGUCUAUGCUGCGCCGACGACGGGCUAUGCUUUCCUGGAUCAGCUCAUCACAGCGACUGGAUCGUCGAAAGGUGCUGUUGCUAUUGCUGCCGUCUUUGUCGUCUUGAUCAUUUUCAGUGUCACCAACUUCAUGGCUUCUACGUCUCGACAAGUCUUCGCUUUCGCGCGAGAUAAUGGACUGCCGUUCUCGAGAUGGAUCGCCAAAGUCGACCCGCGGACACUCACGCCGAUGAAUUCGCUGGUUGUCGUCCUGGUCUUUACGAUCUUGAUCUGCUUGAUUGGCCUGGGGAGCACUGUGUAA
Molecule: messenger RNA, 921 nt
Organism: Recurvomyces mirabilis
Lineage: Eukaryota; Fungi; Ascomycota; Dothideomycetes; Mycosphaerellales; Teratosphaeriaceae
Exons: 3
Coding region: 1-921 (306 amino acids)
Biological process (GO): transmembrane transport
Cellular component (GO): membrane
Molecular function (GO): transmembrane transporter activity
Source: RefSeq, a predicted model, not a curated record